Molecule: messenger RNA, 717 nt
Organism: Exophiala oligosperma
Lineage: Eukaryota; Fungi; Ascomycota; Eurotiomycetes; Chaetothyriales; Herpotrichiellaceae
Exons: 1
Coding region: 61-717 (218 amino acids)
Source: RefSeq, a predicted model, not a curated record
CUCAAGGGAUAAGAUGUUGCCUUGUGAUGCCUAUCGCCAAAAGAAAUGAACUGAAACUUGAUGAGCGUCCUACGAGCCUUAUCGAGAGAAAUGGUCACAUUUCUUCUUUUUCAGUUGACGCAGCCACAAGGCAAUUUCGGGGUAGUGACCACCACCGAGGGUGCAUCCCAAAAUAUUUACAUUUGGGGUGCGAUGAACAACGAGAAACUAGAGCACAUAUCUGUCCUCUGCUGUAAUGAGUUCAUACAGCAAGUGAUGGUCGAUGCUGUGUUCAAUCUCGCCGACUUGUCCAUCAAUGCAGGGACGUAUCCGCCGGUGGUCGAUGAAAGCAGUGCCCAAUUCUUCUCUGAAGCACCCUUCAUGCUUUCCAGACUGCCUGGUGGAAGUCUACCGCUACCAGUUGCUCCCAUGAGCUCCCAGAAUCAUGGCUACACCAAUUACCAUGAUGACAGGGGCGACUUUUUCACCAUCAUGGCUGGGUCGAAAACUCCAUUCCUCAACCCUCCGCCAAUCUCAACUUGGGACGAUCCUGCAAAUGACGCUGGGGUUAUUGAUGGAAUCAAGCAUUUGACAGGCAUUAUUCGUGCACAACAGUAUAACUAUGUAGCACCACUAGCUUCAAUACCUGAAAAUGUGACACGGCGCAGCUACAAUGGCACAGCCAUUGAUCCAUAUGGUACAAGAAUUGUUCAGAGCAGCGUCUCUACCAGAUUUUAA